This is a messenger RNA of Anoplophora glabripennis (Asian longhorned beetle), 1850 nucleotides long. RefSeq names its product trifunctional enzyme subunit beta, mitochondrial (gene Mtpbeta). The transcript is spliced from 7 exons. Gene Ontology annotation, molecular function: acyltransferase activity, transferring groups other than amino-acyl groups. Gene Ontology annotation, biological process: fatty acid beta-oxidation. The record is from RefSeq and is a predicted model, not a curated record. The coding region runs from base 109 to 1536 and encodes 475 amino acids. Lineage: Eukaryota; Metazoa; Arthropoda; Insecta; Coleoptera; Cerambycidae.
AAGGUCGAGGAAUAAAACGUAUGAAACUGUUUAUGAAAAUUAUUUCCAUUCCAUUCUCUUUUUAAGUUACUGAGUUAGCACAGAGUUUAAACAUUUAGUAUUUAAAAAAUGGCUUCAUACAUUGCAAAAAGUAUUGUAAAAGGGCCUGUCGUCGCUUCGGUAAUAAAUGGACAGCAAUUAAACAGUAUUAGAGCAUUUUCACUCGGCGUUCAAAACAAUCAAAAAAAGACCCUUGCCCCAAAAUCUGGAGAAAGUGUAGUUCUGCUAGAUGGAGUCCGCACCCCAUUUUUAUUGUCUGGAACUGAUUAUAACAAACUUAUGCCCCAUGAAUUAGCCAAACACGCACUUAGUGGUAUACUUAAAAAGACUGGAAUUUCGAAAGAUCUUGUUGAUUAUGUCAUUUACGGAACGGUCAUUCAAGAGGUUAAAACCUCGAAUAUUGCCCGAGAAGCAGCCUUAGCAGCUGGUUACAAUGAGAAUACCCCUGCUCAUACUGUUACAAUGGCGUGCAUCUCGUCAAAUGUUGCCAUAGCUUCAGCCGUUGGUUUGAUUAACAGUGGAGUUUACGACCUGAUAGUCUGUGGAGGGGUAGAAUUCAUGUCCGACAUUCCGAUAAGACACAGUAGAAAAAUGAGGAGCCUAAUGUUAAGGGCAAAUAAAGCAAAAACCUUACAACAGCGAUUGGCCUUACUUGCUUCCAUCCGCCCGGACUACUUUAUACCAGAACUGCCUGCAGUGGCCGAAUUCUCUUCUGGGGAAACUAUGGGCCACUCCGCAGACAGACUGGCAGCUGCCUUUGGGGCUACUAGGAAAGAACAGGAUGAAUUUGCUCUACGCUCUCACACUCUGGCACAACAGGCCUUUGAAAAAGGCUACUUGACAGAUUUGAUCCCGAUUCAGAUACCUGGAGAAACUAAAAUAAUCGACAGAGAUAAUGGCAUUCGUGUUUCGAGUCCUGAGAAAUUGGCUGCUUUGAAGCCUGCUUUUAUUAAACCUCACGGCACCAUUACCGCAGCAAAUGCAUCCUUUUUGACUGACGGUGCAUCAGCUUGCAUAGUUACAACAGAAUCAAAAGCAAAGCAGCUGGGCAUUAAACCAAAAGCCUACCUGAGGAACUUUACGUUUGUUUCACAAGAUCCCAUUGACCAGCUACUUUUGGGUCCUGCUUACGGUACCCCUACAAUUUUGGAAAAGGCAGGCCUAACCAUGAAGGACAUCGAUGUUUGGGAGUUCCAUGAAGCUUUUGCUGGCCAAAUUCUGGCUAAUUUCAAAGCGAUGGAUAGCGAUUUCUUCGCACAGAAGUAUAUGAAAAGAAACGGCAAAGUUGGAGCUCCCGAUUUGAAUAAAUUCAAUAAGUGGGGUGGUUCCCUCUCCAUUGGACAUCCAUUUGCUGCAACGGGUGUGAGGCUUGCAAUGCAUACCGCCAACAGGCUCGUAAGAGAAGACGGACAGUUUGGACUUAUUGCUGCUUGUGCAGCUGGAGGACAGGCUGUAGCCAUGAUUUUGGAAAGACAUCCUGAUGCAACACCAAACUAAUAAGUACACCUUUUAAUCCUUAAAAGCAAAUAUAAUAAUUAGAAAUGUAUGCUACCCCUAAAGAACAAUUUUACAAGCAAAAGUAUUUGAUAUUUAAGGUUUUAUUCAAAUUAUAAAAGAAUAAAAAUACGGUGUCUACCUGUGGCCUUACCCCUAAAACUUUUAUAUUUGCCUGCUUUAUUGUUACUUUGUUGAUUUUUUAUUUAUAAUGUACCCACUUUUUAUUUAAGAAAUAAAUAUUACACGAUAUUUGUAAAAAUUACUUUAUUUGUAUAACCUUAUAACUUAGAAAUAUAUGUAUUCUUUUAUCAAAA